UGGCCCAUGGGCACUGCCUGCCCUGCCCACAGCAAACUCUACCCUCUGGGCAAGGCUGGGAAGUCCUCCAAAGCUUCUAAUCAGAGGCUGCUACGGAGCAGGCUGCAUCUCGGCCGUGCUGCUGCUGCAGCUCAGAGCCUCCCUCCCUUUGUGCUGCUGAUGGCUCCGGGUUGGUUUUCCCCUGACCCCCUUUGGGGUUUUUUAGGAGGUGAUGUUGGGCCAGAAAUGCUGCAGCAGAUGAGAGAAACCAACCGGGUGCUGAUGGAGGUCCGGGAGCUGCUGAAACAGCAGAUUAAGGAGAUAACAUUCCUGAAGAAUACGGUCAUGGAGUGCGAUGCCUGCGGCAUCCACACCGAGGCCACAGGCCCUGUCAUCACCGUGACACAGUUCAACAGGUGCCUGCCAAACCCCUGCUUCCCUGGAGUGGCCUGCACCGAGACUGGCACCGGCUUCCGCUGCGGCCCCUGCCCGCCUGGCUACUCGGGCAACGGCACCACCUGCACGGACAUCAACGAGUGCAGCGCAGCCCCCUGCUUCCCGAGGGUCCAGUGCAUUAACACCUCCCCCGGCUUCCGCUGCGACCCCUGCCCCCCUGGCUUCACCGGGCAAGUGGUGGAAGGGGUUGGACUGGCUUAUGCCAGGGCCAACAAGCAGGUUUGCACUGACAUCAACGAGUGUGAGACAGGAGCUGCCAAGAACUGUGUCCCAAACUCCAUCUGCAUCAACACCCAGGGCUCCUACAAGUGCGGGGCUUGCAAGCCUGGCUUUGUCGGGGACCAGGUGAGCGGCUGCCGGAGCCAGAACGUGAGGCGCUGCCCCAACGGCGAGAUCAGUCCCUGCCACGAGCAGGCUGAGUGCAUCGUGGAGCGGGACGGGUCCCUGUCCUGCGCGUGCCGCGUGGGGUGGGCAGGGAAUGGUUACGUGUGCGGGAAGGACACAGACAUCGAUGGGAUCCCGGACGAGAAGCAGCGCUGCUCCGACAAGAAGUGCCGCAAGGACAACUGCAUGACCGUCCCCAACUCGGGCCAGGAGGAUGCGGACAGGGAUGGGAUUGGAGAUGCUUGCGAUGACGACGCCGACGGAGAUGGGAUACCGAACGCGCAGGACAACUGCGUGUACACACGCAACGCCGACCAGCGCAACGCCGACAAGGACAACUUCGGCGACGCCUGCGACAACUGCCGCCAGGUGAAGAACAACGACCAGAAGGACAUCGACGGCGACGGCCGCGGGGACGAGUGCGACGACGACAUGGAUGGGGACGGGAUCAAAAACCCCAUGGACAACUGCAAGAGAGUUCCUAACCCUGACCAGAAAGACGCUGAUGGAGAUGGAGUAGGAGAUGCCUGUGACAGCUGCCCCAGUGUCAGUAACCCAGACCAGAAAGACACUGACCACGACCUGGUGGGAGACGUCUGUGACACCAACCAGGACAGUGAUGGGGAUGGGCACCAAGACUCGCGGGACAACUGCCCCACAGUGCCCAACAGCUCCCAGGUGGACACAGACAACGAUGGGCUGGGAGAUGAAUGUGAUGAUGACGAUGAUGAUGAUGGGAUUCCAGAUGAGAGACCUCCAGGCCCUGACAACUGCAGGCUUGUCCCUAACCCUGGCCAAGAAGACUCAGACGGUGAUGGUGUGGGGAACCUGUGUGAGGAUGACUUCGACCGGGACAUGGUGAUCGACCGCAUCGACGUCUGCCCCGAGAACGCGCAGGUGACGCUCACCGACUUCAGGGCGUACCAGACGGUGGUGCUGGACCCCGAGGGGGAUGCACAGAUUGACCCCAACUGGAUUGUCCUCAACCAGGGCAUGGAAAUCGUCCAGACCAUGAACAGUGACCCUGGGCUGGCUGUAGGUUACACAGCAUUCAACGGAGUGGACUUCGAGGGCACCUUCCACGUCAACACCGCCACAGAUGAUGACUAUGCUGGCUUCAUCUUCGGCUACCAGGACAGCUCCAGCUUCUACGUGGUCAUGUGGAAGCAGAUGGAGCAGACCUACUGGCAGGCAAACCCCUUCCGAGCAGUGGCAGAGCCUGGAAUUCAGCUGAAGGCAGUGAAGUCCAAGACAGGCCCAGGCGAGUACCUGCGCAACUCCCUGUGGCACACAGGGGACACCACGGACCAGGUGAAGCUGCUGUGGAAGGACCCUCGGAACUCAGGCUGGAAGGACAAAACCUCCUACCGCUGGUUCCUGCAGCACCGCCCCCAGGUCGGCUACAUCAGAGCUCGCUUCUACGAGGGCCCCGAGGUCGUGGCAGACACUGGAGUUGUCCUUGACACCACCAUGCGAGGAGGGCGCUUGGGAGUCUUCUGCUUCUCCCAGGAGAACAUCAUCUGGUCCAACCUGCGGUACCGCUGCAACGACACCAUCCCAGAGGACUACGAAACGUUCCGAGUUCAGCAAGACUGACCUCCAGCUAGCCCCCUGCAGCCUGCCCUGCAGCCUGCCCUGCAGCCUGCCCUGCAGCCCGCCCUGCUCCCCAGCCGUGCUCAGCUGCCCUGCUCCUGCUCUGCAGCCCUCCGGGCAUCCUCCCGCCGCACCGCGCAGCCCUGAGCCGCCCCCCGGCAGCUCUCCUGCCGCAGCUGUGUCCCUGCCUGCUCCCCGUGGCGGGGCAGAGGUGCAGACCCCAAGCGUGAGCAGGAGCCCCGAGCUGCUGCGGACCCUCCCUCCACCAGGUGGGAAGCCAAAGUGAAGCUUCCCGCAGCAGCUGGAGCUGGGUCAGCCUGGGUCAGCCCCAGGAGCCCUGUCCCUGCUGGGAGGCUCUCAGCUGAGGCUUCUCUUCGCCAAGACCUGCAGAGCAAAGCCAGAAGUGUCCUGGCAGGGGCCCGGGGGAGCAGCCUAGGUAGGAGUUGCUCACAGAACAUUAGGAAGAGGACUUUAAGGAGUUAUCUUUGUCUGGAAUGUUGGAUAAUAAAAACUUGGAAUGUGGGAUAAUAAAUACCUGACUUCUUGGUCCUGGG
Pogoniulus pusillus (Red-fronted tinkerbird) is the source of this 2966-nucleotide messenger RNA. It is a transcript of the gene COMP, whose product is annotated as cartilage oligomeric matrix protein. The transcript has 18 exons. Bases 7 to 2415 code for a protein of 802 amino acids. The record is from RefSeq and is a predicted model, not a curated record. Gene Ontology annotation, cellular component: extracellular region. Gene Ontology annotation, molecular function: calcium ion binding. Lineage: Eukaryota; Metazoa; Chordata; Aves; Piciformes; Lybiidae. Gene Ontology annotation, biological process: cell adhesion.